AUGGUAGGCUUACCUGCAAGAGGAAAGACAUACAUUGCCUCAAAAGUGUCUAGAUACUUGACUUGGUUAGGCAUCAAAACUCAAGUAUUUCAUGUGGGCAAUUAUCGACGAAAAUUAGCAGGUUUAAAUUUACCACACACCUUUUUCGACCCGCACAACGCAGAAGCGAUGAAAACACGACGUGAAGCAGCAGCGUGGGCCCUGAGAGAUAUGAUAGCAUGGUUUGAAAAAGCAGAAGGCACAGUCGGUAUUUUAGACGCUACAAACUCAACAAAGAAAGCCCGAGCGUGGAUUCAUCAGGAGUUGACAUCAAAAGAUAUUCAAGUGCUGUUUAUCGAAUCCAUAUGUGAAGACGAGCGUGUCAUCUUGUCCAAUAUCAAGGACGUCAAAUUAUCCUCACCUGAUUAUCGUAAACGUGAUCCCGAAGUGGCUACCGAAGAUUUUAUGCAGCGCAUCCGUCAUUACGAAGCCGCGUACGAAACAAUUACAGAACAGGAUUUGACGUAUAUCAAGUUGAUUAAUGUGGGAAGUCAGUUUAUCAUCAAUAUGAUACGUGGAUAUUUGGAAAGUCGUAUUGUGUACUAUUUGAUGAACUUGCACACUCGUCCAAAACGAAUAUGGUUUAGCAGACAUGGCGAAUCGUUAUUCAAUCUGGAGGACAAAAUAGGUGGCGAUUCAGGUUUAUCACCGAGAGGAGAGCAGUACGCAUUAAAACUACCAGAGUUGGUUAAACAGAAUAUUGGCGAUCGACCCUUGACCGUUUGGACAUCGACCAUGAAACGUACCAUCCAAACAGCGAGACACUUGCCCUUUCCCAAAAAGCAAUGGAAAGCACUGGAUGAGUUGGAUACGGGAAUAUGUGAUGGCAUGACUUAUAAUGAAAUUGCUGCCAAGUAUCCAGAUGAUUUUGCAAAAAGAGAUGAGGACAAGUUCAAUUAUCGUUAUCGUGGAGGAGAGAGUUACAGAGAUUUGGUGUUGCGGUUAGAACCUGUCAUUAUGGAUCUAGAAAGACAGGAAAACAUCCUGAUUAUUUCCCAUCAGGCGACCAUCCGGUGUAUGUAUGCCUAUUUCAUGGGUUUAAGUCAUGAUCAGUUACCAUACGCACGAAUCCCAUUACAUACUAUCAUUGAAUUGACACCGAGAGCAUAUGAUUUUGAUGUCGGUGCCGUUGAUACCUUCAGACCGAAAGGACAAGUCUCUCGUCGGUUAACCAACGAUAAGUUUGUUAGUGCAUCAACAUCAUCUACAGUAAACAUACCCACUCUGCAAGAAGGCGCGAGCGGUGAAAUUGCCGAUGCGAAUGCUCCUAUCUUACCGAUUACGCCUGUUAGCGUCGCUCCUUGUUAG
This is a messenger RNA of Mycotypha africana, 1347 nucleotides long. RefSeq names its product 6-phosphofructo-2-kinase-domain-containing protein. Gene Ontology annotation, molecular function: 6-phosphofructo-2-kinase activity; ATP binding; fructose-2,6-bisphosphate 2-phosphatase activity. The transcript has 5 exons. The record is from RefSeq and is a predicted model, not a curated record. Bases 1 to 1347 code for a protein of 448 amino acids. Gene Ontology annotation, cellular component: cytosol. Lineage: Eukaryota; Fungi; Mucoromycota; Mucoromycetes; Mucorales; Mycotyphaceae. Gene Ontology annotation, biological process: fructose metabolic process; fructose 2,6-bisphosphate metabolic process.